Molecule: messenger RNA, 3272 nt
Organism: Callorhinus ursinus (northern fur seal)
Lineage: Eukaryota; Metazoa; Chordata; Mammalia; Carnivora; Otariidae
Gene: PGGHG
Product: protein-glucosylgalactosylhydroxylysine glucosidase
Biological process (GO): carbohydrate metabolic process
Cellular component (GO): cytosol
Molecular function (GO): protein-glucosylgalactosylhydroxylysine glucosidase activity
Source: RefSeq, a predicted model, not a curated record
CCUUCCGGGGACGGGGCGGCCGCAGGCUACUUCUCCCUUUGGCCAACGAGGGGCAGCGCCGAGUGGGCUGGAGCCUGGGGACACGCAGGACUGCGGCCACUCUGCUGAGCAAGCCUCUCCAUGGAGGAUGCCACUGAGGACCCCACCGUAUUCACUGCCCAUUCUCUGCCCAGUGACCCCCGGCUCUUGGCCACCAUGACCAACACAUACUUGGGCACACGUGUGUAUCAUGACACACUGCAUGUGAGCGGCGUGUACAACGGGGCUUGCAGGGACACACACCGGGCCAUUCUGCCGAGUCCCCUCAAUGUCCAGCUGGAGGUCCCUGCAGAGACAGGAGAUCAGCUGACCAAGACCUUUGUCCUGGACACUAACACAGGCUCCUUUCUGCACACCCUAGAGGGCCCCAGCUUCCGGGCCUCCCAGCGCAUCUAUGCCCACCGCACGCUGCCUCACGUCAUGGCUUUCAGUGUGUCCAUCACCCGUGUGGCCGUGGGGAACUGGCCCAUCACGGUGCUGCUGCAGUCAGCCUUCUCCCCAGAAAGCCCAGACCUUGACCUACAUCUGGGUCCUGACUUCCAAGGAGCCCGGUACCUUUAUGGCCACACACUAACCCCGGAGCAACCUGAGGGAUCCCAGCAGGAAGUACACAUGCUGUGGACACCAGUGCCCCCAGCCCUGACCCUUGGGGAAAGUGAGGAAGACCAGACCUGGGAGUUCCUGACCGUGGUGGGCGGCAGCCAGGCUGAGGCCCGAGCCUGCCUCACCGAGGCCCUGCAGCUGCAGGCAGAGGGCACUCUGUACACUGCCCAUGCCCAGGCCUGGGCCCAGCUCUGGGCUGGCUGUGGCCUGGAUGUUGUGGGGCCCCAACCCCUGCGCCAGGCCUUGCGUGGCGCCCUCUACUACCUGCUCAGUGCCCUGCCCCAGCCCGGGGUCCCAGGAUAUACCUGCCAUGGCCUCAGCCCUGGGGGCCUGUCCAAUGGGAGCCGAGAGGAAUGCUACUGGGGCCAUGUCUUCUGGGACCAGGAUCUCUGGAUGUUCCCAAAUAUCCUGAUGUUCCACCCAGAGGCCGCCAGGGCCCUCCUGGAGUACCGCGUCCGGACGCUGGGUGGGGCCAAAGACAAUGCCCGGAAGCUGGGUUACCAGGGAGCCAAGUUCGCCUGGGAGAGUGCAGGUUCUGGUCUGGAGGUCUGUCCUGAGGACGUUUAUGGGACCCAGGAAAUUCAUAUAAAUGGAGCUGUGGUGUUGGCCUUCCAGCUGUACUACCACACCACCCAGGACCUGCAGCUCUUCCAAGAAGCUGGUGGCUGGGAUGUGGUCAGGGAUGUGGCUGAGUUUUGGUGCAGCCGUGUGGAGUGGAGCCCUGAGGAGGAAAAGUACCACUUGAAGGGAGUCAUGCCUCCUGACGAAUACCAUUCAGGGGUCAACAACUCCGUGUACACCAACGUCCUGGUCCAGAACAGCCUGCGCUUUGCUGCUGCUCUGGCCCGGGACCUGGGUCAGCCUGUCCCCAGCGAAUGGCUAGCAGUGGCUGAUAAGAUCAAAGUGCCCUUCGACCCAAGGCGGAACUUUCACCCUGAGUUUGAUGGGUACCAGCCUGGAGAGGAGGUGAAGCAGGCAGAUGUUGUGCUCCUGGGAUACCCCAUCCCUUUCCACCUGAGUCCUCACAUUCGCAGGAAAAACCUGGAGAUUUAUGAGGCUGUGACGUCCCCUAAGGGUCCUGCCAUGACCUGGAGCAUGUUUGCUGUGGGCUGGAUGGAGCUGAAGGACCCCCAGCGGGCACGGGACCUCCUGGAGAGGAGCUUUGCCAACAUAGCUGAGCCAUUCAAGGUGUGGACAGAGAAUGCAGAUGGAUCGGGCGCUGUGAACUUCCUGACAGGCAUGGGGGGCUUCCUGCAAGCGGCACUCUUUGGGUUCACAGGGUUCAGGAUCACCAGGGCUGGCAUGACCUUCGACCCCAUGUGUCUGGCAGGGGUCUCUGGAGUGUGCAUCUAUGGCAUCUGCUACCAGGGGAGCAAGCUUGACUUCUCCUUCUCCGAGGGCUCUGUGACAAUUGAGGUCAAAGCCCAGGCAGGACCCUGGGCCCCCCUGCUGGAGGCUGAGCUGUGGCCGACACACACUCGACUCCCCCUGUUCCCAGGGCACAAAGUCUCCUUUCCCUUGUCAGCUGGACGGAUACAAAGGUCACUCCCAGAGGCAGCAAGCUCUGCUCCAAGAGUUUCCUAGGAGAAUUUUUUGAAGACAUUAAAUACCUGCCCCAGAACCCACAGACCCCUUGUGGGACACCGCUGGGUCCUCCAGCCGCACCAGUGCCCUCACCCUGGGGCUGUCCUGGGCACUGCACCUGAACAUCCAGGGCUUCAGGGAUGUCUCUGGGUCCUCCCAUCUGGCCUCCCUCUGUGGGUGCCCCCAGCUGGCUGCAUCCACCCCUCCUCAACACCCUCCCAGCUGAUCCCCUCCCUCCUGCCCACUCUCCAACCAGCAGCCAGGCUCAAAGGCUCCAGGGAAAGUCUGAAUUUGUUGGCCCAAAGUUCAAGGUGGUCUGCCUCUAGCCUGAACCCCUCCCCAGCCUAAACCUCCAUGGACUGCAGCUUCCCCAUGGCCUCACACUCAGCCACAUCUGUGCCUGCCUUUCUGGGCUGACACCUGCACCUGUACCCUUCCCCAGGACAGCACUACGUGGGGUUGGGGUGUGGCCGAUAGCUCUGCUGAGAAGGCAGACACAGGUGCAAGCCUCCAUGUGGAGGAUGGCAGGGGUGAGGGGCAUGAGGCAGGACAUUGGUCCCCUGUGGAAUUCCUUGGGACUCUCUCAGUUACAGACCAAAAUGGAACUUUGUGCGUCACACGGAUGAGGUCAGGCAUGGCUGAAUCCAGGUGCGCUCAGCAUCCUCAGUCUGUGGCUCCUCCAGCUUCUGGGCCACUUCAGUGAGGUCGGACAGUCCCCGUCACAGGUUUUUCCUCAGCCAAGAAGAGAGGGAAGUGGGUGCAGAACAAGACCCUGCACCUUCCCUCUAACCUGCCAGAAGGACCGGGGCCAAGGGUGCAUGGGUUCAAGGCCACCAGCCUGGGCCCAUCUGCCCUAACAGGCUGCCUCUCCUCCUGGGGCCUCAGCCCCUCAGCUGGCACAUGCAACUUGGGUCCUUGGGGGUUUCUCAAGAAUGAGGUGAGAUGGUACCUGCUGCCAAAAUUUUGGUGAGAACCGUGCCACCUACAUGGCCUGAGGUCUGCCUGAGGAAUUAAAAUUCCAUGCUGAAAAAGUCUGUCUGCCAUAA